Diuraphis noxia (Russian wheat aphid) is the source of this 1454-nucleotide messenger RNA. RefSeq names its product thioredoxin domain-containing protein bug (gene bug). The record is from RefSeq and is a predicted model, not a curated record. Gene Ontology annotation, cellular component: cilium. NCBI's taxonomy places the organism in Eukaryota, Metazoa, Arthropoda, Insecta, Hemiptera, Aphididae. Gene Ontology annotation, biological process: cilium assembly.
UUCGUUUGAACAUUUUAUUGAAACCUAAUUUUUAUUUUUAUCUACAAUUUAUUUGUAACAAUGGAUAAUAGUGGCAACACAGAGACUGCAGGCCCGUCAGUCAAAUUAUUUCCAUCACCAAUAAAAAAAAAUAAACGAGGAAAAAUAAUUAGUUCUUCCGAACGUUUAAGGAUUAUAAACAUGUACAAGGCAAAUUUGGAGGAAGAUCCCAACAUGUCCAUGAGGAGUAUGAGACAGAUCAUUUCAAAAAAUAUGGGAAUUAGCGAGUCAACUGUGCACAGGACAAUUAAUGUAUACAAGGAGACAAGUACAGUGACUUCUCCGAAACGCAAAAGGGUAAGAGAAAAUGUUUUCCAUUUAUACGAUGACUUUUCGAGAAACGCAGUCCGUAGACAUGUCCAUAAUAUUUGGUUUCGACGUGAAAUUCCAACCAUCGAUAAAAUACAUAAAGAAGUUUCUGAUGACAAAAGUUUACCGGCUAUAUCGCGAACUAGUUUGUUCAAACUUAUUAAAGAUCUGGAUUUCCGUUAUUGUAAGCGCAGUCGUAAUAGUGCUCUAACUGAAAAAAACGAAAUCGUUGUAUGGCGUAGACGACAUUUACGGGCAAUACGAGAAUACCGAGAACAGGGUCGUCACAUUUAUUAUUUAGACGAGACAUGGGUAAAUGCUGGCGAAUGCCUUAUUGUUCUACACAUCGGUUCCGAAGAUGGAUUUGUUCCCGGUGGGUUGUUAUGUUUUGAAUCGAAAAAAAAUUCACGGGAUUAUCAUGAUGAGAUGAACGGUCAGACAUUUUAUGAUUGGAUGGAAAACAUUUUACCUCAACUGCGAGACAACUGUGUUAUAGUGAUGGACAACGCGCCGUAUCACUCGGUAAAGAAAGACAAAUCACCGACAUCGUCUACAAGGAAGGCCGAUAUAAUAAAAUGGUUAGAAGAUAAAGGCGAGGUCGUUGAUUAUACCAUGGUUAUCCCAGAAUUAUUGGAAAUUGUUAAAAGAAUCAAGCCACUUCAUAACAAGUAUGUGAUAGACGAACUCGCCAAAGCUAGUAAUAAAACAAUUUUGAGACUACCUCCUUACCACUGCGAGCUCAAUCCCAUUGAACUCGCGUGGUCAUCUAUUAAGAAUCACGUAAAAAUGAAUAAUAGUACUUUUAAAUUACCAGAUGUAAAAAAUUUAUUAUUAGAGGGUAUAGAACGAGUAGAUCAAGUAAUGUGGAAAAACUUUAUACAGCAUACAAAAAAUAGAAAAAAAAUUUUGGGAAAUAGACAAUAUUGUAGACGAAGUGUUGGCAGCGGAAACAUCAAAUUUGACAUUGACAAUUACCGGUGACACAUCGUCAGAUUCUGAGUCCGAGUCUGACUAAAAUCACAUAAUCAGUAAAUAUAUGCCGAUGUUUUAAAAUUGAAAAAAAAUGAAUGUAAAUAUGACGAUGUUUUAAAAUUGUAUAAAAUGUA